UCUAAAUCUUGCUAAAUUGUGGCUGGAGAUACUCCUAGACAAGCUAUUAUAGUGAUAAUAAUGUAAAAUUGAGUGCAUUAAUGCAACUGAAGUUUAGGAGUGCUACCAACGACUGUUUCAUGGUUGGCAUGUCUUGUGUCCUGACUACAUAUAGGCCACUCCUGCAUGUUUCAUUAGAAGACCAUGUUCCUCCAUUGAGUUAUUGCACUGUCAGCAAAAUCUAGGCACACGUACAUGUAUGUAUUUGAAUGGGAGGAGGCCUCAAAAAGUUUAAGUGUUGUGCGUGUGUGGAGCAAAAACGGUCGAAUUUUGACAGAUUCUUGAAGUCCGAAAUAUCACUGAAGCCACAACAGUUGGCCUUUGGCUUUUAUUAGGAAGCAAGUAAGCCUACAUGUAUUUCCAGCACUGUACGGUUUGUAUCCGGUUCAAAAGUGUGACGUCACUCCAGUUUAAACCACACGCACUGCUCAUGAACUGCACAUAGAGUUACAGUAUUGAUUGUCGUUUACUAGAACCAUGGAACCGGAAUUAUCUCUAGCAGCGUAGCGAUCUGCAGCCAUCUUGCCUUCUCAUGGAGCUUGGACUGUACCAUUUAGGUGUGGGUAUGCAGGUAAUGCCAUAAACAACAGAGGGUACAAACCGGCAGCUAAAGAUGGUUUGUGCAUUGCUUGGAUCAUGUUAGAUUUCGCCGAGUUGUAACUCGACUGCCAUGGCGGCCUUUGCUAUCGAACCGUUGUCGCGGGAGUUAGAGUGUGGCGUCUGCAUGGAGAUUCUUCGGGAUCCCAGGAUACUGGACUGCUCACACACAUUCUGUGCGCUGUGCAUUCGCAGAUUGGUCGAGUCAAACAAGAAGUUCAUCAAAUGUCCCCUGUGUCAGCAGCACACGGCCGUACCGUCUGCAGGGAUUGCCGCCCUCAAGCCUAACAUCCUUGCACGAGGCAUGGCCGACGCUGUGGCCAGCCUGAAUCCCAAUAGUGUCGAGGUAGGACAAGAAGCCAUCGAGCCUUCGCCUUUGCCCCCGCCCAAAACGGUGCGGCCACCGGGCACAGCCUGCCUAGCCCAUCCAGGCCAGGCGCUUCUGCUCUAUUGCGUGGAGUGCAAGCUCCCGGUGUGUCGGCAGUGCACCGUCGUCGGCCACAAUCCUCCGAAGCACACCGUAUCCGACAUUGACAAUGUCGCCGGCGGGCCCAGAGCGCGAAUCAGGGAACUGGUGGGCCUGUUCGAGAGAGAACGAGAGAAGUACGAACAAACCAUGCAGGUCGUGGAAGAGAGAGGGGUGGACAUCUCUGUUGCGGUCACGAGGGCGAGGGAAAACAUCGAGAAAGCUACAGAGGCGAUGAUCGCUGACGUGCGUAAAAAGCAGCAACAGCUCUUGUUUCAAGUGGAGUUUAUCGCCGGCAAUAGGCAGGCAGAAAUCAAGAGGCUCCUGGCGGAGAUGCAGGGAGUCCUGGACGAAGUCAGAGACGUCGUGCCAAAAAUAAUGGGCGAUAUUGAGGAUAAAGACGACGCGACUAUCUUGGCGUUGCACCGGAAGAUUAAAGCCGGUCAGGAUCGAUUGCAAUAUCACCCACUGCCGAGCAUCGAAGUGAUCGAUAACCUUGGGUUCUUGAAGUUUAGCCCGGAGAAGACCCCCGCAUUCAACUUGCAUUUGGGAGAUCUAUUGGAGGACGAGCAGUGGUGCCUGGACUUAAAAUUCGGCAAGUUUGGCUCGCGUGUCGGCGAGUUCAACUGCGCACGUGGUGUCGCUCUGAGCCCCGACGGGGACAUGGCCAUCGCAGAGCAGCGGAACAACCGGACCACCGUAUACAACACCGACGGCACAUACAAGCUCAGCAUGACUGGCAAGGCAAGCGGAAAGCCCGAACGCGGGGACCGCGACGUGGCGUUCCUCCCAGACGGGAGAUGCCUCAUUGUCGGCAAAACUAGCAACGUUGACGUGUACGACCGGAACGGCGGCUACCUCAACUACAUCCUCACGCCGGCCAAGAACCCCUGGAGCCUAGCUGUGGACGCCGGGGGUACCGUUUACCUAGGUGACGUACAGGAAAAGUUGAUCUACAUCAUUGUUGACUGUCAGGUCGUGAGAAGUUUCAAUGUGGCCAACCAGCCGGUAUAUCUCGCAGUGGAUAACAAUGGCCGCAUCAUGGUUUCCAAUCACUCUUCCAAGCGGGUGGACAUCUUGAGCGUAGCCACCGGUGACACUCUGUUCUCCAUUGCUUCCAAGAGCAUCGACCCUUCCAACAUGGUCUCUCCUUGGGGAGGCUGCUUCGGGCCCGACGGUUCCCUCUUCAUUCCGUUCUACAUCAGUGACCCCAAGGCUUCCGAGCGCCAUGGUCAGGUGCAUGAAUUCGGGCCUGGCGGCAGGCACCUAGGUUGCGUGGUCAGGGGUUUGAACUACCCGAGGGAGGUGGACUUCACGCGGGACGGGAGGCUGAUUGUCGUCGAGGGAUCUGUAGUGAAGCUGUAUCGUAAGGUAUAAAUUGUGCCUCGCUAUGGUCUACUGUGUCACGUGGCCGUUAAUUAAGUGUGCAUGCGUUAGCAUCUACAAAACAAAGCUAAUGACAAGAUAAUUUGACAAAGCUGAGAAAAGCCAAAAGCUGAUGUUUUCUCCCAUGAACCAUAGUCUGCGAUUUUUUUGAAGGCAUGAAUUCAAAUUUGACAUAUCAGUUUUUGAAAUUGAAACUCAGCCCCCCAAACUCAAUGUGGUCUUAAUAACAUUGUCUGUUAUCUCUAAUAUUGAUGCAUCCAAUGAACCACCGCUGCUUUUGUUAUUUGUUUGUUAGGGUUUUUGAUUGUGCUUUAUGUGUGUGGGUGAGUUUGUUUCUGCAUUCAACUGGGGACCCUGAACAAUA
Messenger RNA from Acanthaster planci (crown-of-thorns starfish), 2852 nucleotides. RefSeq lists its product as uncharacterized. Gene Ontology annotation, molecular function: protein binding; zinc ion binding. The record is from RefSeq and is a predicted model, not a curated record. Lineage: Eukaryota; Metazoa; Echinodermata; Asteroidea; Valvatida; Acanthasteridae.